UAUAAAACGCCUCAUGUGCUGAACACCAGAGUCAGAAACUAAGAGGGACUUUGAGACUCACAGCGGUCUAACUCAGAAGACUGAACUCACGCUCAAGUUCUGCGACUGGAAAAUGUGUAAAGGAUUAGCUGCCUUACCCCAGUCCUGCCUCGAAAGGGCGAAGGAGAUCAAGUCGAAAUUGGGCGUUUUGCUGCAGAAGCCGGAAAAUGCCUUCGACCUCAUCAUCCCUUAUCCCGAGAAGACCGAGAAGAAGCCAGAGAAGCAGCAGAAGCCGACUCCUGAGGAGGCUGCCCAGUGGCGCGAGAGUCUGGACCGAGUCCUGAACAACGGCUAUGGUGUGUCCGCCUUCCGUAGCUUCCUGCAGUCCGAGUUCAGUGAUGAGAAUAUUGAGUUCUGGAUUGCCUGCGAGGACUUCAAGAAGACCAAGAACCCCGUGAAGAUGGCCACCAAGGCCAAGAAGAUCUAUGAAGACUUCAUCCAGUCUGAGGGACCCAGAGAGGUGAACAUUGACCACUUCACCAAGGAUGUGACCCUGAGGAACCUGGUGGAUCUCUCCCCUGCGACCUUUGACCUGGCUGAGAAGAGGAUCUUCGCCCUGAUGGAGAAAGACUCCUUCAGUCGUUUCCUCCGGUCUGAGCAGUACCAGGAGCUCCUGGUCAACUAAGUCAGAGCAGAGUCUGAGGAGCUGGGUUGGGGGGGGGGGGUCGGGGAGGGAGGUCUCAAACAGCAGUUAGUUACCAUGAAAAUAAUAGGAAACGCUUUUUUUUUUUCAAUUAAAAAAAAUUCAAAUAAACUACUAUUGUGUAAGACAGCUCGAGAACCGAAGAAUUUUAUUUUGCAAAAGAU
Sebastes umbrosus (honeycomb rockfish) is the source of this 846-nucleotide messenger RNA. RefSeq names its product regulator of G-protein signaling 5-like. The record is from RefSeq and is a predicted model, not a curated record. Lineage: Eukaryota; Metazoa; Chordata; Actinopteri; Perciformes; Sebastidae. The transcript is spliced from 5 exons. The coding region runs from base 113 to 664 and encodes 183 amino acids.